AUGGCCGCCACAUACUCUCUAGAGGACGUCUCCCGCUUUGCCUCCCUUGUGCACUACGCACUGCUGAAGAACCCUGACCCUCGGUGCCCCAAUCAAGGUGCAUGGCUGCCCUGGUUUCACUUCACGAUUGGCGAAAUACGCCGAGCGCGGUGCCAGGGGCUGCCCUUCAAAACCCUGCCGAAGCUCACCCUCGCCGCAUAUUACGAAUACGACAAAGUCAACCUCGACGAAACGUACCAGCCAUCGGUCUGGCGUAUCAAACCCCACGAUAGCAACAGGCAGGCGGCGGCAUAUCACGGGUUUAAUGUGGGGCUGGAGGUAAACGACAGCGGCGACGUCCCCCUGCUCCUAUGGAGCGAACUGAAGGACACUGUGUGGGUCGACAUUAUAACGCCGCUGGGCCCCUCUACACCCAUGCCAAUGCACAACCUGGCGCCCGGCAUUGGGGGGUCGACGGCUGAUGCUGGAAGAGCAGAUGAACCACCGCCCGCAGGCAUCGAUCCUAGCGACCCAACCCCCAAGAAACCUCAAAAGGCGAAGAAGCGCAAGGCUGAAGGGCUUCCCCCUGAAGGUGUGCCUAACGUGAAAGGCCCUCUUCAGGAAGAACCUCGUGGCGAGGCAGCGUCUGCGACCAACCAGCGGCAAACACGCUCGAAGGCGAAUGCCGCUUCGAAGGCGAACGCCGCCUCUAAGCCAAGCACCAGCAAAGCCUCGAAGAACACGGCUGCCGGAAAAUACAAAUCACGUGGCAAGGCGGGGGCCGAUGUGCCACCCGAGCCACAUUUCCCGCCCUUCCCUGGCGCCCCCGACUUCUUCCCGAUCGCAGAAGCGCCUGGUCCAACCAAAGACGACCCCGUCGACUGGCGAUGCAGAGGCUGCCGAAAAGCCAACAUCCGGUGCUUGUUUGCGCCUUUGCAGAACGACACCUGUGAGAACUGCAGAGCAGGUGCGACGGGAUGUGGCCUCAGGCUUUCGCCCGGCAUCUCCCGAGGGUUUGUCGCUGCGUAUUGUGCCUACCGGGCAGGGGUGCAGUGGGCAAAUCCCCACAUCUACCCCAACCCCACUCCGGUCUCCGAACUCUGGGCACAAAUUGGGGGGAUCGGAGACGUUCCAACAUGGUUUGUGAAAUGGUGCCGCGCGCGUGUCACAGGCCGCGAUGCCAAGGACGUUUUGGCUGAGCACAACGCGGCCUUAGCGAACCUGGCGGCUGCCUCACUCCGCCGAGAUGACAUGGGGCCGGUGGAGGACUUGGGCGAGGCUGCGUACAAGCAGCCAGGUUAUCCGUUUGACCCACGCCUUGGCCCUGAGGAGGAAUUUGUGGAUGGCGACGGCGGCUCCAAGGAUCGCGACACCGGGGAUGAUGGGGGCGCUGAUGCCGACGCCGAUAAUGACACCGACGCUGACGAUAGCGGCAGUGGCAGCAAAGGCGAGUGGGAGGGUGUUCUUGGUGGAGGACCCCUUCCAUCAGGCGCAGGGUUGCCGCCACCGCCGAAGAGGCACCGUGGGGCCCCGCUGCCAGCUCAGGGUGGGCCGCCGCCUCACACAGUGGCAUUGCACAACCAGCCACCGCCGCCACCUGGACGCGACUUCCGUGACGUGCCGUUAGCCUACAUCCUCCCUGAAGAUGCGCUAGAAGCGGUCCGUCCUCUGUUCGACAGCGCGCGCGCCCCGACUGGUGCAUGGCAGCUCUCAGCAAUGCAAGGGCUGGAGAUUGAGGUCGCGAGGUCGCGGCUGCAGCUUGACGGCUUGGUCCAAGCAGCGCUUCAUCGAGCCGGUGCCUCUAUAUAUGGCCCCAAUCCCCUGCAUGCGCACUUUGUGGGGUCACAAGGGGAAAGCGACGCUGGUGCCCCGCUUUGGGAGCAGGGCGGUUCCUACUCGGCAGGCAGCCCGGAGGCCAUGCAGGCACCGUGGCAGCGGCAGGGGCGAUGGGAGGCGCCAAGCUACGAGGCCCCGCCGCUGCGCAGCUUGCUCACAGCAUUCCUUGGCUCCAACAUCAGCGCCUACUGUUUCGCGAUCGGCCUCGGCGUUGUCCGCGCGUGGGCACACCAGCUCCUAUCGCCCAUCGCCAGCCUCGACUAG
Messenger RNA from Epithele typhae, 2079 nucleotides. RefSeq lists its product as uncharacterized. Lineage: Eukaryota; Fungi; Basidiomycota; Agaricomycetes; Polyporales; Epitheliaceae. The record is from RefSeq and is a predicted model, not a curated record. The coding region runs from base 1 to 2079 and encodes 692 amino acids. The transcript is spliced from 12 exons.